This is a messenger RNA of Xyrichtys novacula (pearly razorfish), 405 nucleotides long. NCBI's taxonomy places the organism in Eukaryota, Metazoa, Chordata, Actinopteri, Labriformes, Labridae. The record is from the annotation of a GenBank genome assembly.
AUGGGAAUACCAUCCCUUGGGACUGUGCAGCAAAACUGCCUGGGAAGAGGGACAUUUGAGGAGCAAGAGGCUGUUGAUGACAGUGUGGAGAUAAGAACAGUCAAAUGGGUGAUCGCUGCCAGCACUUUUGCCUGUGCCCAGCCUGUUUCCAAAGUAGAGAGAUGGGAUAGGAAAUUGAAACAGAAAGUGUUUGUUAAAUGGCCAAACAUCAUCAAGUUCAUGGGUGGUGUUGAUGCUCUUGAUGCACGAAUUGCGUCAUACCACAUCCACAUAAGGGUCCUGUCACAGAAGACCAGGUGGCCCCCACUGGAUGUUGAAAUGGAGUUUGAAAAUAAAAAACGCAGAGGUCCAACUAAGACUAUUCCAACACAGGAGAUCCAGUUUGAUGCUGUGGCCAGUGGUUGA